Messenger RNA from Cordyceps militaris CM01, 4113 nucleotides. Its product is annotated as LysM domain protein. The record is from RefSeq and is a predicted model, not a curated record. The coding region runs from base 1 to 4113 and encodes 1370 amino acids. The transcript has 4 exons. Gene Ontology annotation, molecular function: polygalacturonase activity. NCBI's taxonomy places the organism in Eukaryota, Fungi, Ascomycota, Sordariomycetes, Hypocreales, Cordycipitaceae.
AUGCGUCUUCGGCCCUCGUCCUCUGGGCGCAGCGGCCUUUUGACGCCUCUACUGUCCAUCUUCGUCUUCCAAGGCGCCGUCAGCGCUCUCUCGUCCAGCGGCGCCACGCCCGUCGGGCCCCUCGCCACCGGUCCCGCGCGCCUCAGCAGCAACAGCACCGGCUCCUCCUCCGCAGCGGCACUUGUGCAAAAGGCGCUCAGGGUACUCGCCGCGGUCAACAAGGAGCGCGUCGAGCGCCCCGUCUUCAACGACAACACGCGGCAGGACCCGUCCGCGGAGGACAGCAAGCCCGCGCCGCUGCUCGACUACAACGCUGACCCCGCGUCCAUUGCCGCCAGAUCGCAUGUCCGGCGCAGCGGCAACGCGACCACAACCACGAGCGGCAGCUACCGCAUCCCGCAGGAGCUGGCCGAGGCCGCGGCUGCUGUCGCCGAGUCGAGCCCGCAGGUCCCCGAGGGCGACCACGAGGCCGUCGCGGCGUGCAUCCGGCAGAAAUACACACCCGGCGCGCUCAGGGACACCAACACGCCCGAGGAGUUGCAGGCGCCCGAGGGCCGCCUGUCCGUAUUCGCUGGCGACGCGGCGGCCGAGAAGCGCGCUUCCGGGUACUGGCUGAUUGACGAUCAGCGGUUCCCCGGCCAGAGUCCGUUUUCGCCGGCCGGAUACAAGGUGUGGCGCAACGUCAAGGAUUUUGGUGCCAAGGGGGAUGGCAAGACGGACGACACGGUGGCCAUCAACAAGGCCGUCUCGGACGGCGCCCGGUGCGGAGAGACGUGCAAGACGAGCACCGUCGCCCCGGCCGUCGUCUACUUCCCGCCAGGCACCUAUCUCGUCAGCGGAUCCAUCAUCCAAUACUAUAAUACGCAAUUCCUCGGUGAUCCCAACAACGUGCCCACCAUCCUGGCCGCCUCCAGCUUCGUCGGCCUCGGCGUCUUCACCUCCAACAAGUACAUUGGAGACAACGUCGGCUGGUAUCUCAACACGGCCAACUUCCUCCGGAGCAUCCGCAACUUCAAAAUCGACAUCCGCCUCACCGACCCCUACGCCUACGUCUGCGCCAUCCACUGGCAAGUCGCGCAGGGCUCGUCGCUCGAGAACAUUGAGUUCUACAUGCUGUUCAACAAGGACGUGCCGCACAGCACGCAGCAGGGCAUCUACAUGGAGAACGGCUCCGGCGGCUUCCUCGCCGACCUGAUCUUUGUCGGCGGCAACUUUGGCGCCUACUUUGGCAACCAGCAGUUCACCACCAGCCACCUCGUCUUCGUGCAGGCCAGGACGGCCGUGCAGGUGCACUGGGACUGGGCCUGGACCAUGCACGACUUCAUCAUCGAGAGCUGCGAGAACGGGCUCGUCAUCACGGGCGGCGCCGGCGGCGCGCACAGCACCGGCCAGGGCGUCGGCUCGCUCCUCCUCACCGACACCAUCAUCGCCAACACGCCCAACGCCAUCGUCACCUCGCUGCACGCCGAGAACUCGACCUCGUUCCUGCUGCAAAACGUCGGCUUCUUCGGCGUCCAGACGGCCGUCGCCGACAGCGUGGCCAAGAAGACGCUGCUCGCCGGCGGCGACGAGGUCCACGUCGACAGCUGGGGCUUUGGCCGCAUCACCAGCAAGGACGGCGCCGGCACCUUUGUCGACGGCCGCGCCAUCCCGGCCAUGAACCGCACCGAGGCCCUUACCGGCGUCCAGAACAACAAGAUGAAGCCAAACCUCUUCACGCGCCGCCGGCCCAAGUACUACGGCGUCCCCGCGGCCAAGGUCAUGAAUGUGCGCGCGCUCGGCGCCAAGGGCGACGGCACGACCGACGACACGGCCGUGCUCAACGCCAUCCUGUCCGGCGCCGCCAACACGUCGUCCGUCGUCUACUUUCCGUUCGGCGUCUACAUUGUCAGGGACACGCUGCGCGUACCCAUCGGCUCCCGCAUCAUCGGCCAGGUCUGGUCGCAAAUCAUGGGCACCGGCGCCAACUUUGAGGACGAGCUCAAGCCGCGGCCCGUCGUCCAGGUCGGCCACCCGACCGACCCGCCAGGCAUCAUCGAGAUUCAGGACAUGAUGUUCACCGUCUCCGGCCCGACUGCCGGCGCGGUGCUGAUGGAGUGGAACGCCCGCGAGUCCAGCAAGGGCUCCGUGGGAAUGUGGGAUUCACACUUUCGCGUAGGCGGCGCCAUCGGAUCCAAGCUGCAGCAAGAGACUUGCGCCAAGAAGAGCGGCAAGAUCAACCCCAGCUGCAAGGCCGGCUCCAUGCUGUUGCACCUCAAGCCCUCAUCCACGGCCUACCUCGAGAACGUCUGGGCGUGGGUCGCCGACCACGACCUAGACAAGCCGGACCGGCCGCAGAUCGACAUCUACGUCGGCCGCGGCAUCCUGAUCCAGAGCCAAAAGGCCUGGCUCUGGGGCACGUCCUCGGAGCACUGCGCCCUCUACCAGUACCAGGUCUCGGACGCGAGCAACAUCCUGCUGGGCAUGAUCCAGACCGAGUCGCCCUACUACCAGCCCGUCCCGGCCGCGCCGCAGCCCUUCCGGCCGGGCCUCUUCCCGGACGACCCCACCUUUGGCGGAUGCGACCCGGCCGACAGGCGCUGCUUUUCCGCCUGGGCGCUGCGCAUCGUCGACUCGACGGCCGUCUACGUGCUCGGCGCCGGCCUGUACUCGUGGUUCAGCGACUACAGCCAGGACUGCGUCGCCGCGGGCGACUGCCAGCGCCGCGGCGUCGAGGUCCAGCAGAGCGCCGACCUCUGGGUCUACAACCUGUGCACAAAGGCCAUUCUCGAAAUGGUGACGCCCGUGGGCGGCGUCGCCACGCUCGCCAAGGACAACGUCAACGGCUUCCUGUCGUCUGUCCUGGCCUGGCUCGAGGGCUCCGAGGACACCUCGGGCCGGCGCAACUUUCCCGGCUUCCCGGUGUAUACCCUCGACGGCCUGCGCAACCACAACCUGCCGGACCCGUGCAAGGCGGCUCUCACCACCAAGAUUUACUGCGACUACUGGGUCAACUUCUUCUCCGAGCCGUCCUACUACGGCAGUCUGAACAAUGCGACCUUGACCGAGUCGGUUUGUGACAAGAGCUGUGGCGAGUCGCUGAGCAGCUGGUUUAACAAUGUUGAUGCCAACUGCAAAGGAUAUAGCGUCUCGGGCGGUAUUCCCACACUGUACGGAGGUCGGAUAUGGGCUGGCUACAACGCGACUUGCCUCAAGGAUCCCAGCACGAAGAAAUAUUGCAACGACGUCAUCGCAGAUUUUACCACCGUCGGCUCAACCAAAGACAUGCCCAAGGCCGAGAUGUGCUCCGACUGCUACGUCCAGCGCCUCGCCAUGAUGCAGGCCUCGCCGUACACCGUGUACGACGAGAACUACAAGGCCGAUCUGGAAUUUGUGUACCAAAACUGCGGAAAGAGCGGCAACACGUCCAUCCCGCCCCCCAUUGUCCCCAGGCCCGAGCAGUCCACCAUGUGUGUGUCCGACAAGUGGCACACUGUCGGCUCCAAGGCAGAGACGUGCGAGGACAUUGCCUUUCUCAACAACGUCUCGACCGUGGCUCUCUACACUGCGAACCCAGAAAUCUUUGACUGCAGCCGCAUCGCCCCCAGUGCCAAGCUCUGCUUGCCGCUGUCGUGCGCCAAGCUCAUCUCCUUCAAUGCCGCCGACGGCUGCGAAGGCCUCGAGGCGAAGCACAGCCUGGGCCGCGGCGACAUCCGGCGCUUCAACCCGUGGGUGGCCUUUGACUGCAGCAACCUGGCCGGCGCCGUCGGCUUCUUUGGUGGCAUCCUGUGCGCGGCGCCCCAAAACGGUCUGUACACCCACAGCGGGCCCGGCGGCAGCGGCGACAACACUACGCCCAACCCGGGCAACGGCCAUACGUAUGAUCCCGUCGCGCCGCCGGCGAACUCGACGGUAGCCGCGGGCACCACGAACAAGUGCGGCAAGUGGCACGUUGUCAAAGAGGGUGACUCGUGCGUCAGUAUCUGCUUGACUUCGGAGAUUGACAUUGCGCUGCUCCUCAAGGCGAAUCCUUCGCUCGGAACCGAGUAUAUACAGUGCACGCCAAGCCUGGUCAAGGGUAAGGCGUACUGCACAGGGCCAAACUAUGGGUGGGAUGAGAAGGACGAGCUGUAG